CGUUGGCGGAUUAUACGGACAAGGAAGUAAUAAUUAUUUUUUAACUACUCAUAAAAUACUUAAUCCAAAAAAACUUUGAAGAUCAUAUGAAUGAAAAAGAAUGGUGCCGACAAGAAAAGCGCCUAGAUCGUCAAAACAUAAACGAAACAAAUUUAUGUGCAGUCUAUGAUUUGCAGGCUGUCCUGCAAUGCCCUACUGGUGAUACGUCUGCUUUCUUUUACAAGUCUAAAUUAAAUUGCCUUAAUUUUACUAUAGUGCAAAUGUUAAAAAAAGCAGACCCAACACAUGAUUCGAAUGACAGAACCGCUGAACAGGUAAUUGGGGCAUACGAUAAUGUGUAUUCAUAUUUCUGGGAUGAAUUACAGGGUAAAAGGGGGGCCAAUGAGAUUGGAUCAUGUAUUUUUGAUUACCUCAAACGUUUAAAUGACCAAAAUCCAAACAAACAACUCAAUGUGAUAUUUUACUCAGAUAAUUGUUGCGGCCAAAAUAAAAACAAGUACAUCGCGUCGUUGUAUUCUUAUGCAGUAACUUGUUUUGAGAACAUUCACACAAUUACACAUAAAUACUUAAUAAAAGGGCACACACAAAACGAAGGGGACAAUGUCCACAGUCUAAUUGAAAAGGAAAUAAAAAGAAAUAAAAAAUCGGGACCCAUAUACACGCCAUACCAAUAUGUUACUUUAAUAAAAAACUCUCGUAAAACUGGUAAACCUUUUCAUGUGAUGGAGUUGACUUUUGAUUUCUUCAUUGAUUUUCAAAAAUUGCAAGAAAACUGGGGUUAUAAUUACAACGAAGAUGAACAUAAAAACAUUUUGGCGUGGAACGCUAUCAAGGUUCUGAAAUUUUGUAAGGCUGAACAGUUUGUGAUUUAUUAUAAGACAUCGUACAGCCAAAACGAAUUUACUAAGAUCAAUAUCAGAAAUAAGCGAAAGAAAAUGCCAGGCCCUGGAGAAAUAGCCCUCAAAAAAGCUUUUUCUCAAAAACAGGAAUUAGGUGAACAUAAGAAGAAAGACUUACGCGAUCUCAUUAAUCAUAACUUGAUACCUAGUUAUUAUGCAGAUUUUUAUAGUUCUAUUCUCUAAUUUUCAAAGUUUAUGAUUACAUUGAUAAUUAUUAAUAAGAAAUAUGUAGUUACAGUGAGCAUAAACAUAACUAAGGUGCCUAUUAUGUGAUCUCUUUAGUAUAACAUAUUUGUAAGUAGUAAAAUGGACAAAAUGAUCUUGUUUACGAUCUGUAUUUUUGUUUAAAUCUUUUUUUAAGUAUAUUAGAUUUAUUU
Messenger RNA from Cydia fagiglandana, 1276 nucleotides. RefSeq lists its product as uncharacterized. The coding region runs from base 87 to 1082 and encodes 331 amino acids. The transcript has a single exon. The record is from RefSeq and is a predicted model, not a curated record. Lineage: Eukaryota; Metazoa; Arthropoda; Insecta; Lepidoptera; Tortricidae.